AUGGUGAAUCAGACAUUGAAGGGUACAAAUUGCGAUGAUGAAAAAGACAUUACUCAAGUCAGUCUUGAGGAAUAUAAAAUAGAAGAAUACAAUGAGCUCAACAAAGACGAUUUGCAUAAAAAACACCCUAACUCGAUGACAUGUGAAUUAGCGGCAUUUUCAGCACCAACAGAUAAAGUUACUAACGCACAAAUUAAUAAAAAAAGGCAAGAGUUAGUUAGAGAUCAAAGUGAUAAUGAGAGCUAUGAUCUUGUUGACACACAAUCACCAUGUGAAAUGAUGACGGUCAGACCACCCAGUAUAUCCCAUGAUAGCACUAGUACCACAAUUUUGGAAAGACAAGAACGCACCUUGUCCCAAGAUGAAUUCCAAUUAAGCUCACAGUAUUUAAGACGUUCACUAUCUUUUAGCUCAAUACCUUCAGAGCUCAAUCUAAGCCCUAACUAUGUGGUUGCCCAUUGCGGUGCUCAAGAAAUUUUGGAAGUACCAUGUGACAUCUCAAAGCCUGCUUCUAACGAGCUUAUUGGAAAUAAAGGUGUCAAAUCAACAGCAACGAAUAGCACCAAUAAUUUCAUCAAAGAUAUUCAUCAGCCUCCAAUUCAAGAACGUCCUGAUGGACAUUCAUCACGGCAUUGUUCUGGAGUUUCGGACAGUGAUUUUUGGAGGGACUGUGAGCGGGAAGGUGACAAAAGUCCGCGGGAUCAACGAGAUGUGGUGGAGGACAUAUCUAGUGCCAGUAGUAUUAGUACCCGGUUAGGGUUUCUUUGGCGGUUACCGAGCAUUUUAUCUACAGAAACCGCAACGUCAGAAAUACUAGCAACAACCGCUGGGUCUAAAAAUAAAGACACCAAAGAAAAUAAAAACGGUGAAGAAAUAAUAAAGGCUUCAAGUAGUAGCGUGGUGUGUGCCAUUUGCCAGGAAGAGUUGGGAAUGGAGGAUGAUUGGGAGCGACAUAUUAGAAAGGACAAAGUUGAGACAGGGCUUUCAGAGUUUGGAGUAAGGCCUUUUCAAGACCGGCUAAAUAUCCGGGUUCGGGUGCUACCAUGCAAUCAUGUGUUUCAUGAUCUUUGUAUUUCAGAAUGGCUGAUGAAGUGCCAGGGCAUUUGUCCUUUGUGCAAGCGCGACUUGACGCAGGAUUUGAUGAAGGAAGCAACAUGCUGCUCUUAA
Molecule: messenger RNA, 1167 nt
Organism: Magnusiomyces paraingens
Lineage: Eukaryota; Fungi; Ascomycota; Dipodascomycetes; Dipodascales; Dipodascaceae
Exons: 1
Coding region: 1-1167 (388 amino acids)
Biological process (GO): ubiquitin-dependent protein catabolic process
Molecular function (GO): ubiquitin protein ligase activity
Source: RefSeq, a predicted model, not a curated record